This is a messenger RNA of Oncorhynchus nerka (sockeye salmon), 471 nucleotides long. RefSeq names its product zinc finger and BTB domain-containing protein 11-like. Gene Ontology annotation, molecular function: RNA polymerase II cis-regulatory region sequence-specific DNA binding; DNA-binding transcription factor activity, RNA polymerase II-specific. NCBI's taxonomy places the organism in Eukaryota, Metazoa, Chordata, Actinopteri, Salmoniformes, Salmonidae. Gene Ontology annotation, biological process: regulation of transcription by RNA polymerase II. The annotation marks the transcript as partial. The transcript is spliced from 3 exons. The record is from RefSeq and is a predicted model, not a curated record.
ACACAAGCACCAGAAGAGUCAGAGGCCGACCCUGGUCAGGGUCCCCCAACCCCACGGCGAGGAGGGCCUCGAGGUGGACGGCAGGACCAAGGGACGCACCAAAGAGAGUUUGUCUGUGACAUCUGUGGAAAGACUCUCCCUAAGCUGUACUCUCUGAGGAUCCACAUGCUCAACCACACUGGGGUACGGCCCCACUCCUGCAGGGUCUGUGGGAAGACCUUCGCUCAUAAACACAGCCUGAAGAUGCACAGAGCUCUACAUGACGCUGCUAAACAGUUCCACUGCCUGCUCUGUGACAAGUCCUUUGUUAGUAAGAGAAGUCUGGAGGAACACACCAGUAUUCACACAGGUGAAUCUAAGUAUCUCUGUACCCAGUGUGGAAGGUCGUUCCACCGAGCCUCUGGUCUGAGUAAACACAUUAAGAGACACCAGCCCAGACCUGAAGUACGCGGAUUCCCCUGUAGUCAGUAA